Messenger RNA from Lottia gigantea (owl limpet), 1458 nucleotides. RefSeq lists its product as hypothetical. The record is from RefSeq and is a predicted model, not a curated record. NCBI's taxonomy places the organism in Eukaryota, Metazoa, Mollusca, Gastropoda, Lottiidae. Gene Ontology annotation, cellular component: endoplasmic reticulum. Gene Ontology annotation, biological process: peptidyl-proline hydroxylation to 4-hydroxy-L-proline. The transcript is spliced from 5 exons. Gene Ontology annotation, molecular function: procollagen-proline 4-dioxygenase activity; L-ascorbic acid binding; iron ion binding. Bases 1 to 618 code for a protein of 205 amino acids.
AUGGCCACAUCAGGAAUAAUUAAACGCGAUGUAGAAUUACCAACAGAUGCCAGAGGCAAAUUGGCUUUUGGUCUGUACAAUGUUUUUACACCUGAGGAAUGCGAGGAUUUCAUCCGGAUAUCAGAGGAACGUGGCUACGUAAAUAUUGGUGAAGGAGUGCAGUCGAACGACAGAAAUAGCGCCCGAUGUAUCUGGGAAUCACAUGAGGAAGCAGAAAAAAUAUGGCAGAGAAUUAAAGAUUUUAUUCCUUCAGAAUGGAAAAAACGACCUGUUUUAGGACUCAAUGAAAGAUUAAGAUUUUUAAGAUAUGACGAUGGGGGAUAUUUUGAGCCACAUAAAGACCCAUACUAUAAGAGAGAGAACGGAGAGAAAGGUUUCAUUACUAUACUAAUUUAUUUAAAUGAGGGAUUUGACGGAGGAUCAACAACGUUUUUAUCGAAAACGAAUGAAGAAGAAAGAGUCGAAUUUGUUCCCCAAACAGGAACAAUAUUAGUGUUUCAACAUGAUAUUCGACAUGAAGGCUCAACAUUAAUAAAAGGUAGAAAAUAUGCCUUGCGAACAGAUGUGAUGUUUGACAAAAAGAAAAAGGCCAAUGGACAGCCUUUAACGUCAGUCUAGACCAGACGUUUUCAUUCUGGGGUGAAUAAUUUUGUAAUUUUCGGGGGUAAUGAGGCGCUUUGUAGUCUAGCAUAAAUUUUUUGUAUCCUCCUGAAAGAGGUUUCGUUUCCUGGUAAGAUUAAAGCUACCGUAAAUUUUCAAAAAUCUAAUUAAAACCAUUUUGGUCGCCAUCUGGGCAACCUAUUUGAUGCUUAUUUGAAUCUCUGCCAAAUGGUUUUAUUUUAUUAGAUCGCUAACGUUAUUGUUCCUGUAGUCAUAAAUGCUUAGUUUUAGUUAAAUUGCAAGACAUUGCAAGUUGCAAAUUGCAAAUCGGUGCUAUCAGAUAAACUCUAUUUUCAUAAACCCUUUUAGUCUAAAUAAUGAUUGUUAAAGGAACACGUUUGCCAUUAUCUAGAUUGAUUUGGGUCUUGAACAUAUGUAAAUAGUCUUCAGACUAUACUAGAAAUACGAAAAUCACAUAAUUCCUUCAAAAAUAUCACACGCAGAUAAUUCUGGACACACACGGAUAUGAAGGCUAAAAUUUCCGUUUCUGAGACUAAGGUUCGAUUAGUCAAACGGAUGGCAAACCUGUCCCUUAAACGAGAAAAGAGGUUAAAGAACGAGUUGGCGAAUUUUGAAAUCACCUCUCCCACAAAGUUUGAAAUUACAUUCUAAACUAAUAUUCUGAACGUUUAAAAUCUGUGACAUGUUAAAAUAUAUAUAUUGUUGAAUUGUUUUAUUGUUAACUAUAUAGAUAAACCUAACAUUACUAUAUUCAGAAAUUACUGGUUGUUUUUAUAUCAUUAUAGCUCAAUGUUUUUUGUUUAAUUUUGUUUUUAUUUAAUAAAAUGUCUAAUCUAA